Molecule: messenger RNA, 2255 nt
Organism: Patiria miniata (bat star)
Lineage: Eukaryota; Metazoa; Echinodermata; Asteroidea; Valvatida; Asterinidae
Product: TNF receptor-associated factor 4-like
Exons: 7
Coding region: 206-1387 (393 amino acids)
Biological process (GO): positive regulation of JNK cascade; protein K63-linked ubiquitination; tumor necrosis factor-mediated signaling pathway
Cellular component (GO): plasma membrane signaling receptor complex
Molecular function (GO): protein binding; zinc ion binding
Source: RefSeq, a predicted model, not a curated record
ACAGUACCAGUAGGAGUUUUUUUGCAGAUAUAGAGUGAAGUUGAAUCUGGCCAGUAUUUGUCUAAUUGGGCUUGCAUUGUGUGUGUUCUUCUUUCAACCUUGGAGGAAUGCUCCAAAAUUCAACUAAUCAAAGUGUGCCGGAGUUUUCGAGUGUCCGGAAGAUCGGCUCCCCUUAGAUUACGCCAAGAUUUACCCUGACGACAAGAUGUCAGAAGAGAUCAUGUCACUGGCGGUUCGCUGCUCUUUCUACAAAGAUGGCUGCAAGUGGAUGGACAAGCUAAAAAUACUGCAGCCCCACCUGGAGUCCUGUGCAUACAACAUGGCCGCCUGCACAGAGUGCUCGGCGAUGGUUGCUAGGAACCAUUUGAAGGACCAUCGACAGUUUGACUGUCCUAAGAGAAAUACGACAUGUGAGUUCUGUGGUGGUCAGUUCCCUGGACAGAGAAUGGAGCAUCAUACGGGGCGAUGCCAGCUCGAAGUCGUCUUCUGUGAAAACAAGUGUGGGGCUCAGCUGCAACGCAGAUACAUCAACGCUCACAUGAUGAACGAAUGCCCCAAGAGACAGAUACCGUGCAAAUACUGCAGCAAAGAAUUCAUCUUUGAUACAUUACAGAGUCAUCUCCAUCAGUGUCCCCGGUACCCCGUCUGCUGCCCUAACCGCUGCGACUCGGCCAAGAUCGCCAGGGAAGAGGUUGACAAACACAUGAAGGAUGCGUGUCCGUCUUCCAUGGCUAGCUGCCCGUUCGUCCAACAUGGCUGCAAACACAGGGGUCCAAGGUACACCAUGGAAAGACAUCUCAACGAGAACACGAAGGAGCACCUCAAUCUGACGUGUCACGUCGUCCGCCGUCAACAGAAACAAAUCCACGACCUCCGCGCGCAGCUAGACACUCUCUCCAUAAACAUGGACGGCAAGUUGCUCUGGAAGAUCACAGACUAUGCCUCCCGGUUUGCAAAAUCCAAGCUGGAGGACGAGUACGAGCUCCGCAGUCCUGUCUUUGCAACCAGCCGUAACGGCUACAGGCUUCAGGUCUCCGCCUUCCCCAACGGCAACGGGUCCGGCGAGGGCACGCAUCUGUCCAUCUACAUCCGGACGGUCAGCGGGGAGAACGAUUCCCUUCUUCGUUGGCCCUUCAUCCACCCCAUCUCCUUCACCUUGCUUGACCAGGCCGAGGACGGACUGAAGCCGUCCCACGUCAAGGAGUGCUUCACCCCCGACCCAACUUGGAAGAACUUCCAGCGCCCAAGUAGGGAUGUGUACACGCUCGGGUACGGCUACCCGACAUUCGUCUCGCACGUUUUCCUCAAGACCAAGAACUACAUCAAAGACGAUACCCUUUUCAUCAAAGUAGAGGUGGACUGCUCCAAGAUUAACAACAUCAUUUGAAGAGAAAUAGAGUCCAGCCAUUGGUCAAACAGCCACUCGUUGCCUUGGCGACAGUGUAACCGUGGUGAUGAUUCUAUACGAGCAAGACUUUGUCUUCAAAGGAAUACUGUCAAAAGUUAACAACUUUGUCUGAAAUUUAUUCCAGUUUUGUUUUUGGGCGGUCGUCUUUGACACAGAUAUUCAGACCCAAUGUGUAAAAACAUUGUUCUUGUGUUUCUGCAAGACUUAUGUCACAUAACCAAAUAUAACUAUAAAGAGUUGAACAUUAACAUUCAUCCAACAUACCUCACAUAUUGAAAAAGUAAGUUCUCAAAGCUUCAUUAAAACAUCUUUUUUGUACAGUUUGUACAAAACUGAAGACUUAGUUUUAUGUUACCUAUUGUGUUUAAAACCCAUGUCUAAAAAAAAUCUUUUCAGACGGGUGAACAUAUAUAGACAUCAAAUUUCAUUGGAAGUGAAAAAAAAGAAGUGUUUUGUAAGUUACUUGUACUUUCAUGUAAAAAGAAAUACCACCUAUACAUAUAAGCUGCAUUCUUCCAUUAAAUAAAAUAACCUGUAAAUAUUACUUUUCAGUAAUUUACAAAGGGAAAUAUGUGUUAUAUACUUACAGAUCCAGAAAAGGAUCCAUUGUGAAGAAAGAUGUAUUUCUUUGAAUAAUGUUAUGUCACUUUCUGAGUGAUGAAAAAUUAUCCACAGACCAAAACCUGCCCUUACAGGGCGCUACACACACCUAGCAACAACUAGGGGCAAGUUCUAGCAAGGUCCAGUGGUUAACUAGUGGUUGAUUUGUGACGUACCUUACGCCUGCGCACUAAUAGCAACGUGCGAACGUCUCUUGUCAAACGCUGGUCAAAAUGUCAUCGCAAAA